Molecule: messenger RNA, 525 nt
Organism: Morus notabilis
Lineage: Eukaryota; Viridiplantae; Streptophyta; Magnoliopsida; Rosales; Moraceae
Product: kaempferol 3-O-beta-D-galactosyltransferase
Exons: 1
Coding region: 1-525 (174 amino acids)
Molecular function (GO): UDP-glycosyltransferase activity
Source: RefSeq, a predicted model, not a curated record
AUGAAUUCCUACCGGGAGAUAAACCCUCCAGCUCUAAAUUCCGACUUCGAAUCUAGGUUUCGGAGCGUGUUCAACGUGGGAUUUCCGACAGUUUUGUCGCCGUUGCCGCCGACAGAUACCGAUCCGACGGGCUGCAUGGCAUGGCUGGACGAGAGGGAUUCUAGGUCAGUUGUAUACAUUGGCUUUGGAACCGAGUUUUCGCCGCCUAAUGAUGAGAUAAUAGCAGUGGUGGAGGCAUUGGAAGAGACUAAACUCCCUUUCCUUUGGUCUCUAAACGACAACCUGAGGAAUGUCAUUUUGCCAAAGGGGUUUGUUGAGACAAGAGAGCGGGGGAAAGUUGUGCCUUGGACGCCCCAGAGACAAGUACUGGCGCAUGAUUCGGUACGGGUGUUUGUGACGCUCUGCGGCUACAAUUCGACGGCGGAGAGCGCCGCGAACGGCGUGCCGAUGAUCUGCAGGCCUCUGUGGGCAUUUCAUGAAUGCGAAGAUGGUGGAGAAAGUGUGGAGGAUUGGAGUGAGAGUUGA